GAAAAUGAAGGGGAUGUGGAAACCUCCAGAAAAUGAAGACCAAAAUGGGGACCAAGGAAGACGGAGGAGAAGACAAAGGCGCCCAUUCUGGAAGAAAUUUAGGAAAAAUGGUGGUGAUUAUAACGUACACAGGACUCAAAAUGAAGCUAAUGGGCCAGAAAACAGCACGUGUAAAAAGAAAGAUGAUAGCCAGCAUGCUUUGGCAGCUCAGCCAAAUGUGAAGGACGUGGACCCUCUCAGUCUUCUGGCAAACAGUGAUGUUGAAUCUGACAAGGACGAAGCAGCAGCCGAAGACAAGAGACUGGGAUUGACUGUUGUUCCCAAGCAGGUCACCUCCGCCCUGAGUUCGCUGUCAGCCAACUACGGCAGCGCGUCCGACAGCGAACCCGAAGAAAUCCCUGUCAAGACUGCAACAAAAGCUGAGAAAAGCCAGGCUGCGCUCGGAAAUACGCCUCAAACUACUUGUGUUCCGUGGAGUCGAAGCCCGAAUCAAAACCGUCCAGAGCGCGCAGGCACGACGUUAAGAAGCUCGGAUUCAAACGCACGUCCUCAACGCAGAGGGCCUGAUAACCGGGGCAAGAAAACAUUACCUCUCCUUCCGAAGCGCCGGCCAACUCUUCUGGAAAUG
Messenger RNA from Eurypyga helias (sunbittern), 628 nucleotides. It is a transcript of the gene NUFIP1, whose product is annotated as nuclear fragile X mental retardation protein interacting protein 1. Lineage: Eukaryota; Metazoa; Chordata; Aves; Eurypygiformes; Eurypygidae. The transcript is spliced from 3 exons. The annotation marks the transcript as partial. The record is from RefSeq and is a predicted model, not a curated record.